This is a messenger RNA of Lachancea sp. 'fantastica', 630 nucleotides long. NCBI's taxonomy places the organism in Eukaryota, Fungi, Ascomycota, Saccharomycetes, Saccharomycetales, Saccharomycetaceae. The record is from the annotation of a GenBank genome assembly.
AUGCUCUAUAAAACUCUGAUUGUACCGCUUGUGAUUGCUUAUGCAGCUGCGCUUCAUAUUCGUCUCGAAAACGGCGACGUGAAGUGCUUCUACGAACAUCUGGACCCUCAAAAGAUUCUUUGGGCCAGAUUUGAGACCACGCUUGUAAAUAGUCGGCUCGCCUCCAAUCCAGAUGCAUCUUUCAAUUUGAUAGUUACCGUUGAUGAAACUUUCGACAAUGACCAUAGGGCUUUGAGCCAGCAAUUGAAGUCUUCAGAUGAGAUUGUGUUCACUGCGCUUGAAAGCGGAGAACACCGCAUCUGUUUACGUCCUUCCGCAGCAAACUCUAGUUCCAUGCUCUCAGUACAGUUGAGUUUCAAUAUAUCGACUUUGCGGUUGCCGGAGGUCGAAUAUGCACAGAAAGCGCACGAUGCUAGAGAUAGAGUUGGACGAUUGAUAGCCCGUUUGGAAACACUUCGUAAUAAUCAAAGGGCAAUCAAAGCGAAGGAAAAAAUGGCAAGGGACUACAGCAGCUACGUCCACACCAGAGUAUUGAUUUGUUCACUUUUUCAAAUGGCCGUUUUGAUCAUUUCAUGCGUGAUGCAGUUCAAGGUACUAAAGAGGGUUUUUGAGCACAGACGCCAACCAUAA